Molecule: messenger RNA, 2169 nt
Organism: Effrenium voratum
Lineage: Eukaryota; Dinophyceae; Suessiales; Symbiodiniaceae
Source: the annotation of a GenBank genome assembly
AUGCGCACGACAUUGACGACAAUUGGAAGCCUGUUUGGGAUUGUGUUCUUGACGGCCGUCGGGGUCGUGCUGCUCCGCGCUGAAGCAGACGCACCGCCACCCGUUGAUACGGCCCCCUUGAUCGCGCAGGCAGGCAAGUACGAGGUCAAGAUCCAUCGCGAUCAUUUUGGUGUUCCCCAUAUCUACGGCGAGACAGAUUCGGAUGUAGCCUUUGGCCUGGCGUUUGCGCAUGCAGAAGAUGAUUUCGCGACCAUUCAGGAAGUGGCGAUUGCCGCAAGAGGCCAGCUCGCAGCCAUCAAGGGAAUAGAUGCAGCGGUUACCGACUAUCUCGUGCAUCUAUUGCGGGUGUGGGAAGCGGUAGACGCCAAAUAUUACACGCAUGUAUCGCCCGAAGCCCGCGCGCUGGCAGAAGCCUAUGCUGACGGCGUGAAUUAUUAUGCCGCACUGAACCCCGAUGAGGUUGAAGCCGGACUUCUACCUAUGACCGGGAAGGACGUGGUCGCAGGAUUUACCUUCAAAGCCCCUUUUUUCUACGGCAUGCAGAACCACAUUCUCGAACUCUUCGAGCCGGAGCGGAAACGUGAAAUGUCGAUGGGCCCGGAAAAUGCCUUUCUGCUGACCGAUGAAGGGUUUGCCCAUGCAGGGUCCAACGGAUUUGCCGUUGCACCGUCCCGAUCAGCUGAUGGAAAAACCCGCCUGCUUGUUAAUUCCCAUCAACCCUAUAAAGGCCCCGUUGCCUGGUAUGAAGCACGCUUGAAAAGCGAAGAAGGAUGGGACGCCGUCGGCGGGGUUUUCCCGGGAUCACCUCUCAUGCUUCACGGACAUAACCGCCGGGUUGGGUGGGCCUCGACCGUCAACAAGCCCGACCUUGUCGACACCUAUGUCCUCACCGUGAACCCCGACAAUCCGGAUCAAUAUCUGCUGGAUGGGGAGUGGCGGCAGUUUGAGAAGACCAGCGUCGACAUAAAGGUAAAGCUCUGGGGUCCGUUCUGGUGGACCGUUUCGCGCGACGUUGAAUAUUCCGAGCAUGGGCCCGUCAUUCGUCAAGAACAUGGAACCUAUGCCGUGCGCUAUGCAGGCAUGGGCGAAGUCGGCAACCUUGACCAGCGCCUCGCCAUGAACAAAGCGGGCUCUCUGGAGGAGUGGUUGGCGGCGAUGGCCAUGCAGGCUCUGCCGUCCAUCAACUAUAUUUACGCUGAUGCGGAUGGAAACAUUGCGCUCCUUUAUAAUGGCCAGAUGCCAAAGCGGGUCGAGGGUUUCGAUUGGCAGGAAUAUCUGCCGGGCGACCGAUCAGACCUGAUCUGGAGGGAAUAUUUGCCGUUUGAGCAUGUCCCGCUUUUAUUGAAUCCGAAGGCGGGAUUCAUCACGGAAGCAAACAGCACGCCAUACAAAGCGACCGCACCGGAAGAUGAUUUGAAGCCCGAAGAUUUCUCCGCAACACUUGGCAUCGAAACGCAAAUGACCAACCGUGCCUUUCGCGCGUUGGAGCUGCUAGGGUCAGAUGCCUCCAUCACCGCAGAAGAGUUCCGCGCUUACAAAUAUGAUCACGCCUACUCGACUGCGUCAGAACUUGCUUCGCUGAUUGCAGAAGUGCUCGCUGUCGAGGCAGGCAGCGAUGAAGAUCUGAAACAGGCCCAGAAUAUCCUGCGGGAUUGGGACCUUCGGACCGAUUAUGAAAGUCGUGGCGCAGCGUUGGGUGUGUUGAUGGGAGAACCAGUCGUGCGCGCACGGCUCGGCGGUAAGGAACCGCCCGCGCCAUUAGAUAGCCUGCAAGAAGCCAUUGCGCAUUUGAAAGAGCAUUUUGGGCGUCUCGAUCCCAUGUGGGGAGAGGUGAAUCGCAUCAUUCGGGGCGGCGUCGAUAUGCCGAUCCAGGGCGGGCCGGACAUUCUGCGUGCCGUCUAUGGCAGGAAGGCUGACGAAGAUGGGCGCCUUGGUGCCGAAGGUGGAGAUACCUACAUCAUGUUUGUUGAGUGGGAUGAAGACGGUACUGUUACCUCAGAAAGCAUCCAUCAGUUUGGCUCCGCGACGAUUGACGAAACAUCGUCGCAUUUUGCAGACCAAGCCCCACUAUUUGCAGAAGAAAAAACAACGCCCGUCCUGCUGGAUUGGGACGCGUUUGAACCAACCAUUGCCGAAAGCUAUCGGCCUGGCAGGCGUGCGGCGAGAUGA